AUGGAACGCACUGGGCGAGCUGAAGGAUCUGAGGGUGUUGGAUCUGAGCAACAACUCGUUUGCAUGUUGAAAUCCUCUCUCACUGAUUCGCUCUCUCAUUCGCAUGCAGCCAUGGGACGCACUGGGCGAGCUGAAGGAUCUGAGGGUGUAAGUAACAACUCGUUCACAGGGGGAGUGAAGGCUGUUGGCAGCCUGCCACGCGUUGCUGACCUGCGGUUGCAGAACAAUCGACUGUCUGGUACCGUACCUGCUGCAUUCAAGGACAAGACAUGUGACCCGUUUUCGGGCAACUCCAAUCUUUUCUGCCCGCCAGACUUUGCCUCUGCAGCGCCAACCAUCCCUGCAACAGUGCCAGAGGCUCCACCUUCCUCCUCCUCCUCCAUCUGGCCGAUCGUUGGCGGGAUUGCGGCUGGCGUCGUUUGUCUUGUUCUGUUCCUAGCUGCUGCAUGGUGGUGGUGGCGGCAGCGGCGGCAGAAGGAGAGGGUCAUGGGGGACGAAGAGGGGUUGGAAAAGGACGAUAUCAAUGACCCGUUGCAUGAGGAGAUUCUGGGCCACCUGCAGCAGCUGCAGCGGUUUCGCCUGGAGGACCUUCGCACGGCAACGAGCGGGUUCAGCAGCACUCUGCUUUUGGGCGAGGGGGGAUAUGGGCUGGUGUAUAGAGGGAGCCUCAGGGAUGGGAAGCAAGUGGCAAUCAAACUACUAAAGAAAGAGAGGCGGGGCAGCGAGGAAGCGUUCAUAAACGAGGUGAAUGCCAUCAGUGGCGCCGUGCACCGCAACCUGCUGCGCCUAGAGGGCUUUUGUGUGGAAAAGGGCGAGCGGGCGCUCGUGUUCCCGUUCCUGCCACAUGGCUCCGUUGCUGACUACCUCAAAGGUGGAAAGAUGAGGAGCGAUGCAACACCGCUGACGUGGAAGCACAGGAGGAAGAUUGUGCUGGGGAUAGCUGAGGGGCUGGCAUACAUGCACACUGACUGCACUCCCAGACUCAUUCACUGCGAUAUGAAGGCCGAGAAUGUGCUUCUAACAGAGGAUAACGACCCGGUCAUUUGCGACUUUGGCCUGUCAAAGCUGGUGGAAGUCGACGUAAUACCCUCAGCUGCCAGGGGAAACAGGCCCAGUGCAGCAGUGCGGGGAACCCUAGGCCACCUCGCUCCAGAGCUCUACAACACGGGCAAGUGGUCAGAGAAGACUGACGUGUUUGGCUUUGGUGUUCUGCUAGUGGAGCUCGUUGCUGGCUGCUGCGUUUUCGACCUGCCCAUGGGCCAACACGUGCAGAUCCGAUCCCACCCGGCUGACUGUGAUCCGCUGGAAGUGCAGGUCUUCCUGCAGGUGGCUCUGCUCUGCCUGCAGCAGUCACCGUCAGAUCGGCCCACAAUGAGCGAGUGUGUGACUAUGCUGCAGGGCACGGGCCUGGCGUGUCGGUGGCAGCUGUGGCACAACACAGGCCUGGAGGAUGGUCUGCAGCCUCCGGAUAUGCCUGUGUGGGCUGACGAACAAGAGCUGGACAAGGCGCUGGGAUCAGGGGAAGAUGUAGCGCCAACGUCGCUGCAGAAAGCGCCAACACCGCCGCCGCAGCAAGCGCAACCGCCGCCGGGGCAAGCACCGGGUGAGACGGAGGCGCAAGCGGUACAGCAGGAGCAGAGAAGUUCGGACAAGAAAUUUCCACGGGCAAAUGCGGACCAGCAGGAGGAAAACUCGACGACGGUAGAGGGACAGCAAAGCAGAAACGAGGGCGAGAGGACGCAGGAGGAGCGAGGUGGGGGUGGGGAGCACUGGGAGAGGGGGGACUGGGAGGUCAUUCCAGGUGGGAGCUCCCAGCGGAAGACGGAGGGAAAGGCGGAGCGAAGCGCAGAGGUGAAAGAGGAUGGUGGUGCGAGGCCGAGCUACAGACAGGGGUCGAGAUUCGACAGGGUGGCGGCGAGGAGUGCUAUGAGGCGAAGGAGAGAGGGCGAGUGCUGGAGCAAGGAGGAGCGGCACCUGUACCACACGGCGAACCCAGACCCCCCGUCAGCAGCGUUCCAGGCAGCAGUGCGGGCGCAUGAGGCGAUGCAAAGGGAAUGCAUGGGAACUGGGAAAAGGGAGGAGUGGGAAUGGGUUCGGAGUGGCGACUGGGAAAAGGACAGGCCUCGAUACGGUCCAGACAGGAAGCCAUGUCAAUACAUCUACGUUCCUCCCUUCCCCCGAGGUCUGGGCAACCGGUUAGUGAACCAUGUGAAUGCGUUCAUAUUGGCGCUCAUCACCCACCGGGCCAUCAUCACCACGCCCUGGUCCUUUGUGGUCCGCCGCUUCUGCAACCCCUUUGGCAACUCCACCUCGUGGUCGCUGCCCUUUCCUGUGCACAGCUCGUUCAUUGGCGUGGUUAAGAACCGGACGCUGGAGUUUAAAGACUUAGUUAAGUACCACUCAGAGCGAGGAGCAGCAGGAGGGGUGGUAGCAGCAACAGGAGGGGUAGAAGCAACAGGAGGGGUAGCAGGAGCAGCAGGAGGAGGGGUAGCAGCAACAGGAGGAGCAGCAGCAGGAGGGGGAGGAGCUGUAGGAGGAGGAGCAGGAGGAGGAGCAGCAGGAGGAGCAGCAGCAGGAGGGGGGAGAGCAGCAGGAGCGGCAGGAUUGUUGGAGCUGUCAGCGGAAGAGGUGGCUGGGCUGAUUCGCACCCGCACUGUGAACAUUCACCUGGCUGGCAGAGGAGCGCACACGUUCUGCACGGAUGCGUGGAGCAGCAUCAACGCAGCUGUCUUCUGGAGCAUGGCGAUUGACGUCUACUUCGUCCCCAGCCUCUACUACCUCCCCACAUAUGCUGCAGCUCUGAAUAAGUUAUUCCCCGAUCAUCGUGUGUUGACUCACACCGCUCGGUUUCUUCUGCACCCUGACAACCGGCUCUGGGCGGCAAUCACUCGUCUCUUCCAUGCCAACCUGGCGCACCACUCCCACAGAGUCGGCAUUCAGAUCCGGUCAGCGCUCGGAAUUGAUCUUCCAUUGGCUGACCGUGUCCUCUCAUGUGCUGCUGACGUGGCACGGUACCUCCCUACCAUUGGCUCCUCUAACCAGACACAGCCAGCCAACAGCACCUACCCAGAAGGAGCAGUGGGAGAGGGUGGGACUUCUGGAAAGGAAGGGAUGGUGGGAGAAGGAGAAGGAGAGGGGGGCACGGUGGGGGUGGUGGUGGCAUCGCUGAGUGCGCAGCACUGGAUGGACAUGCAAGGCAGAUACGCCCUGCACGGCGCCCACGACAGCACCCUCCUCAGCUUCUGCACGUGA
Messenger RNA from Closterium sp. Naga37s-1, 3252 nucleotides. NCBI's taxonomy places the organism in Eukaryota, Viridiplantae, Streptophyta, Zygnematophyceae, Desmidiales, Closteriaceae. The record is from the annotation of a GenBank genome assembly.